AUGGGUCCUUUCGGCCGGGCGCACUCGUGGGGCAUCAGUGCAGCGUAUUCCGUCUUCCUCGCCCACUACAUCAGAUCCGACACAUUCCCCGGCACAAGUGCGCUUGUCUACGCUGCGAUCGGCUCCCUCAACAUAGGCAUCACCCUCGUCAUGUCACCACCGGCCACGAUCAUGGCGCGCGAGUUAGGGACCAGGCCCACGAUGCUCCUCGGGGCAGUCUUACAGUCUGCUAGUCUCGUAUGCGCGAGCUUUUCGACUAGAGUAUGGCACCUCUCUCUCUCACAAGGCUUGCUCUUCGGCGUCGGCAUGGGACUGCUGUUCUUGCCUUCAUACGGCAUCGUAGCCCAAUGGUUCACCACCCGGCGCGCUCUAGCCAACGGCGUCGCGAUUGCAGGCGCAGGGCUGGGCGGCUUGACGUACUCGCUUGCCGUGGGCGCCAUGAUGGACAGUAUGGGACUACCCUGGGCCUAUCGCGUUCUCGCCAUCGUCUCCGGCAUAGCGAACGUCGUUUCAAUUCUUCUUAUCCGGACGCGCUAUGAAGAGAAUAGAGCCAAACGGUUGGCUCUGGAUGUCUCUCUGUUCAAGAGGGUGGAUUAUCUCCUGAUUCUGGGCUUUGGCGCGUUCAGCAUGCUUGGAUACUUCAUUCUCAUCUUCGCACUAGCAAACUACGCAAACGUCAUCGGCUUGGACCCCUCUCAGGCUUCCCAAGUCUCGGCGGUCUUCAUGCUCGGUCAGGCGGUAGGACGCCCCGCCAUCGGAUGGCUGAGCGAUCGGUUCGGGCGUAUCAACGUCACGUUACUGAUGACUUUGGUAACAGGGAUACUCUCCCUUGUUUUCUGGGUCAACGCAAAGUCGUUUGAGGCGUUGGUCACGUUUGCUUUUGUCGUGGGCCUUCCCGCCGGGGUUUUCUGGGUUAAUGCGGCGCCUGUGAUUGCUGAGGUUCUGGGUACGGAGAAUCUGGCGUCCGGUCUGAGCCUGUUGUGGUUGGUGAUGGUUGUUCCUUCGACGGUGAGUGCGCCUGUCGCGCUGGCGAUAUACAUGAGGACGGGAACGUAUCUUGGGGCUCAGUUGUUCACGGGAUUCACAUUUCUUGCUGCUGCGGCUUGCGUUGUUGUUUUACGCCAAUAUCAGAUCAGAACCCAAAGGAAGGCUUUAGGAUCCAACCCCGAUUCUUCGGAAGAAGAUGGAACAGAAACUCCAAGCUUUAGGAGGAGCAAGGGUCUAAGGGGAGUAUCUACUUGUUGGAAGGUGGUGUGA
Colletotrichum lupini is the source of this 1257-nucleotide messenger RNA. RefSeq lists its product as uncharacterized. Lineage: Eukaryota; Fungi; Ascomycota; Sordariomycetes; Glomerellales; Glomerellaceae. The transcript is spliced from 2 exons. The record is from RefSeq and is a predicted model, not a curated record. The coding region runs from base 1 to 1257 and encodes 418 amino acids. Gene Ontology annotation, molecular function: transmembrane transporter activity. Gene Ontology annotation, biological process: transmembrane transport.